GCGGACUCGAGGGCCGAGGGCGUGUGAGCGGCUGGCGGUCGCUCGGCGGCGCAAGAUGGCGGACAUCUCCCUGGACGAGCUCAUCCGGAAGCGCGGGGCCGCGGCGAAGGGGCGGCUGAACGCUAGGCCCGGCGUCGGCGGUGUCCGCUCUCGGGCCGGCAUCCCGCAGAGCCUCCUCAGCCAGCCCGCGCGCACAGCCACCUUCCAGCAGAGAUUCGACGCCCGGCAGAAGAUUGGCCUCUCGGAUGCCCGGCUCAAGCUGGGCGUCAAGGAUGCCCGGGAAAAGCUUUUGCAGAAAGAUGCCCGCUUCCGGAUCAAAGGGAAGGUGCAGGACGCCAGAGAGAUGCUGAACUCCCGCAAACAGCAGAGCGCGGCGCCCCAGAAGCCCCGCCCGAUGGCGGAUGCCCGGGAGAAGAUCAGCCUGAGGCGGAGCUCCCCUGCCUCCUUCAUGGGUCCCCCCGUCGGGACAGUGACCCCUGCUCUGAAGCUCACCAAAACCAUCCAGGUUCCACAGCAGAAGGCCAUGGCCCCACUUCACGCCCACCCUGCUGGGAUGAGGAUCAAUGUUGUCAAUAACCACCAGGCCAAACAGAACUUAUACGACCUGGAUGAGGAGGAGGACAUCGUCGCUCCCCUUCCUAGUAAACAGAUGAAGUUUGCGACCUCGGGCGGCUUUCUCCACCACGUGGCCGGGCUGAGCAGCUCCAAGCUUUCCACGUCCAAGGCCCUCCCUCUCACCAAAGUAGUUCAGAAUGAUGCCUACACUGCUCCUGCACUCCCCUCCUCUGUUCGAACAAAAGCUUUGACCAACAUGUCCCGGACGCUAGUGAACAAAGAGGAGCCCCCCAAAGAGCUGCCACCUGCUGAGCCCGUCCUCAGCCCUCUGGAAGGCACCAAGAUGACGGUGAACAACCUGCACCCUCGCGUCACUGAGGAGGACAUUGUUGAGCUUUUCUGUGUGUGCGGAGCCCUGAAGCGGGCCCGGCUGGUGCAUCCUGGGGUGGCGGAGGUGGUCUUCGUGAAGAAGGAUGACGCCAUCACUGCGUAUAAGAAGUACAACAACCGUUGUCUGGAUGGACAACCAAUGAAGUGCAACCUGCACAUGAAUGGGAACGUUAUCACCUCAGACCAGCCCAUCCUGCUACGGCUGAGUGACAGCCCUGCAGUCAAAAAGGAGAGUGAGCUGCCUCGCAGGGUGAAUUCUGCCACCUCGUCCCACCCUCCUGCCGAAGUGGACCCUGACACCAUCCUGAAGGCGCUUUUCAAGUCCUCAGGGGCCUCUGUGACCACACAGCCCACAGAGUUCAAAAUCAAACUUUGAGGAGGGAACGGGCAGGGAAGGCGGCUCUGUUUCCCAAAGCUAGCCUGUGACCAAUGGAUCGUCGGACUGGAGACCCUGAGCGAGGGGGGGUGCAGGGGUAGGGCGCUUCCUCACCAGAGGGGACCCGCCUUUCUGUGUUGUGUUCGGCCCUGUGCUCUGUGCGUUGCCAUUUCCCAUAGUGUGUGUCUUCUCCCUCCACCUCACCACCAAGGUAGGCUUGUGUUUCUCAGAGUGUCUCUCCCUUAGUCUCAGUCCCAAACUGAUCACUUACCUGGACAUGGUACCCCGAGUUCCCUGGCUGGCUCUGGAGGUGCCCUGGAACGUGGGCAGGGACCAUUUGCAGGCUACUGCUUUCUCUAGGGCCGAGGCGUCUCCUCCCCUUUUUAAACCUUUCAAACAAAUUAGGGAUUGAAAACCCUGCCAUUCCAGUGGGUCCGGGGCAGCACUAGAGCAGUGCCUCCCCCUCCCCCGCCGGGUCAAUGGCAACGGCUUGGGUGGAGAGUGGUCACAGCCCACUUGUCCUCACACCACGACUGCCCCACCCCGGUGUGGCCUGGAGAGGUCCCGUGGCAGGCAGGGGAGGCCGCUGCCCUGCAGGAGGGGUGCGCCUGCUCUGGCUUGGAGCGCCCAUGCAUUCUCAGGUGGCCCAGAGUCAGCUCGGAAUUCAUGUUCCCCUGGGCUAUGCCAAGUGACCCCCUGGGCUCUCUGGCCGUCUGAGUAUUGCUGCCGGGAGGGGCCUGGACUCCCCCCAUGCCCACCCCCAGGUCCCACCUCACGUGGCGCUCGGCACAGCCUGGUUUUGGUAUAAAUGCAGCUCUGCUAGUUGGAUUUGAAGGGUCUGCCUCCUGUCUGUGACACUGUGUCUCGGGGAUUAUUGAAUGGGAGGUGCUAGCUUGCUCCCAGCUCUUCCUUUCUGGCCUCGGAUGUUUCCGGGACAACAGUCUGGGAGGCUGAGAGAUCCAGUCGCCACCCACUCUUGUGAUUGACCCAACCAGCUGCCACGCCCAAGGGAGUAUUUCCUACCAUGGCAGUGGAGGGGAGAGGAGAAGGCAGCGGGUAGGGAGUUAGAAGGAUAGGCAGCUGGGUGAAGGCUGGAGAGCCCAGGACCAGCCCCUGAAUCCCAGGGUCACAUCGCUCGUGUCACCGUCAGUCUCCUGCUGGCUUGUGGGGAGCUGGCACGAGCAGGGGAGCAGGGAUCUGGACUCUGCAGAAUCAGUAGCCAGUGUGGUGAAGGUCAUAGCCCAGAAAACAAGGGAACCUGAGAUACCGAGAGUCUUCCAUGUCCUGCUUGAGGCCACCCCAGUGAGGAAAAACCUAGAAACUCAUGUUUGCAGAGAUAAGUCUGUCAAGCAGGGAGGGCCCAUGGUUUGAAUCCAGCUCCAUUGCCCAGACCAGGAAGUCCCAGAAUGUGCCUGAUGUUGCUCCACUUUCUGGUUCUGCCAAGACGCUGCUUUUCUCCCCUCUCCCCCUCGAACGGGUGCAAAGUUAGUUCUCUUCAGCCGCCGGAAGACAUUCCUCCCACACUCUGCCUUCUUGGGCCGAGCGCGCACCCAGGCAGCAGGACCUGAUUUCUCAAAUCCUGGGGCCAGUUGGAUUACUGCCUCCACGCUGCUCUGAGUGGGGACGGUAACACCCCCUUCUGCCCGCCCCUCCCGCCAUGUGCCAGCCGUCCUGGUUUUAGAAUUGGAGGGAUGAAUGGCCGUUCCCUGGCCAUCUGGAUGUCGGGGUGCUAUCCUUUGGGUAGCCGUAUGGUACCUGGCCAGGCGGUAUCUGUUCGCCUCCCUGCUCUACGUGGGAUCUCGUCCUGGGAAGCAGGGAGGAGAAACCGCCCUGGGCCCCGCUCCCCUUCCCACGCCCCUGCGUCACCAUCCGUUUCUCUGUUGUUCAGAAGGAGAGGAAGAGGCAUUAGGGACGGAGGAGACACUGUUACCCAUUUCUGAUUAAACGUUUGUUAUUCCUACCCUUCGUGCUGUCAUUUCUUAAAGACUCUGU
Talpa occidentalis (Iberian mole) is the source of this 3313-nucleotide messenger RNA. It is a transcript of the gene POLDIP3, whose product is annotated as DNA polymerase delta interacting protein 3. Gene Ontology annotation, biological process: mRNA export from nucleus. The transcript has 9 exons. Lineage: Eukaryota; Metazoa; Chordata; Mammalia; Eulipotyphla; Talpidae. Gene Ontology annotation, cellular component: nucleus. The coding region runs from base 56 to 1321 and encodes 421 amino acids. The record is from RefSeq and is a predicted model, not a curated record. Gene Ontology annotation, molecular function: mRNA binding.